This is a messenger RNA of Oryza sativa Japonica Group (Japanese rice), 2210 nucleotides long. RefSeq names its product L-type lectin-domain containing receptor kinase SIT2-like. Gene Ontology annotation, cellular component: plasma membrane. NCBI's taxonomy places the organism in Eukaryota, Viridiplantae, Streptophyta, Magnoliopsida, Poales, Poaceae. Gene Ontology annotation, molecular function: ATP binding; transmembrane receptor protein serine/threonine kinase activity; carbohydrate binding. The record is from RefSeq and is a predicted model, not a curated record. Gene Ontology annotation, biological process: defense response to bacterium; defense response to oomycetes; protein phosphorylation.
CCAGUUCUCAAUUACAGCAGCUGUCGAACUACACCCUACGCACUACAGUUUAGUUUCUUCCAUGUCUCCGGCGUCCAUUGCAGCGCUUCGCCACCUCGCCGCCGUGCUCUCCAUCCUCGCUCACUGCCUCCUCCUCUCUUCCGCCGACGUCGAUUUCAUCUACAACGGCUUCCGCAACGCCGCCAACCUGAGCCUAGACGGCUCGGCCACCGUCCUGCGCGGCGGCGCGCUGCAGCUCACCAACGACAGCAACAAUAUCAUGGGCCACGCGUUCUUCGACUCCCCGGUGCAGAUGGUGAGCGACGCCGCCGUCGUCUCCUUCAGCACGGCCUUCGUCUUCGACAUCGUCACCAACGGCAGCGUCGGCGGCCAUGGCUUGGCUUUCGUUGUCGCCGCCUCCAAGGUGCUCCCCGGCGCAACCGCCGAGCAGUAUCUUGGCCUCCUCGGGAAGAGCAACAUGGGUGACCCCUCCAACCACGUGUUCGCCGUCGAGUUCGACACUGUGCAGGCGAACGGGCUCCUGAACGAGACGAACGGCAACCACGUUGGCGUCGACCUAAACAGCCUCGUGUCGAACGUGUCGGAGCCGGCCGCCUACUUCACCGACGGCGGCGGUGGCAAGAGGAACUUGACGUUGGAGAGCGCGCAGCCGAUUCAGGCGUGGGUAGACUACGACGGCAGCGCCAAGAUCCUCAACGUCACCAUCGCUCCGGUGGCGUCGACGGUGCCGACGCGGCCUCGCCGGCCGCUCAUAUCGCACGCCGUCGACCUCCUGCCGAUCUUCAAGCAGGAAAUGUACGUCGGCUUCUCGUCGUCGACGGGGAAGCUCGCGAGCUCGCACUACGUCCUCGCAUGGAGCUUCCGGACCGGCGGCGGCGCCGCGCGGCCGAUCGAUCUCUCUCGGUUGCCGAGCGUCCCAAAGAAGCCGGCGCCGCCGCCUUCCGCGUCCGUCGUCGUCAAGAUCGUUGCUCUGACCUGCGCUGCCACGGUCACAGUGAUCGUGGCGGCGAUCGGCGUCGCGCUCUGGCUGCGGCGGCGGGCGGCGCUCGCCGACACGCUCGAGGAGUGGGAGCUUGACCACCCGCACAGGCUCCCGUACAGAGAGCUCUACAUGGCGACGAAGGGGUUCAAGAACAGCGAGCUCCUCGGCGCCGGCGGAUUCGGCGAGGUGUACAGGGGCGUGCUCCGGCGAUCCGGCGACGUGGUGGCCGUGAAGAGGAUCUCGAGCAACGGGAGGCAGGGGAUGCGCGAGUUCGUCGCCGAGGUGGCCAGCCUCGGGCGCAUGCGGCACCGCAACCUGGUCGAGCUCCGCGGGUGGUGCAAGCGCGGGCAUGACCUCCUCCUGGUCUACGAGUUCAUGCCCAAUGGCAGCCUCGACGCGCUCCUGUUCGGCGGCGCACCGGCGACGGCGACGGCGACGGCGCUGACGUGGGAGCAGCGGGUGAGGAUACUCAGGGGCGUGGCGUCCGGGCUGGUGUACCUGCACGAGGAGUGGGAGCAGGUGGUGGUGCACCGCGACGUGAAGGCCAGCAACGUGCUGCUCGGCGCCGACGCGAGCGCCGCGCGGCUCGGCGACUUCGGCCUCGCGCGGCUCUACGAGCACGGCGGCGACCCGGCCACGACGCGCGUGGUCGGGACGCUGGGCUACAUGGCGCCGGAGCUCACCGUGACGGGCAAGGCCACCACGGCCACCGACGUGUUCGCCUACGGCGCGCUGCUCCUCGAGGCGGCGUGCGGGCGCCGCCCCAUCGACCCGGCCACCGGCGUCAACCUGCUGCGCUGGGUCCGGGAGCACGGUGCCAGGGGCGAGCUGGUGCACGCCGUCGACGAGAGGCUCGACGGGCGCUACGACAAGGAGGAGGCGAGGCUGGUGCUCUGGCUCGGCCUCGCGUGCAGCCAGGCGAGGCCGGAGGCGCGGCCGAGCAUGAGGCAGGUCUGCCAGUACCUGGACGGCGAGGAGGACGUACCGGAGGAGGCCGUGCUCGUCUUCUCCGACGUCGAUUCCAUCGACUUCGGGUCGUUGACGUCGCUGACAUGGUCGUCGUGCGCUACAAUGUCCGUCGGCUCGCUGAACGGUGGCCGGUGAACAGCUCUGCUGAACAUCAGCCUCAAGUUGCUCUGGCCAGUUGAAGAGAUAUGUACUGUAUCUGUAUGCCUACUACAUUGGGAUAUGAGCAUUGCUAUACGUAUGAUAAAAUUUCAUACGAUCA